Messenger RNA from Misgurnus anguillicaudatus (oriental weatherfish), 1441 nucleotides. NCBI's taxonomy places the organism in Eukaryota, Metazoa, Chordata, Actinopteri, Cypriniformes, Cobitidae. The record is from RefSeq and is a predicted model, not a curated record.
CAUACACCUGGAAAUAAUCACAAGUAAAGGCUCGUACAGACUACAUGACUUUUAAACGUUGGUCCGAACUAUGCGGUUCACACUACAUGACUUGUUCUCUGUGAAAUCAGGGGUGUUCAAGUUGUUGAGCAGUUCACACCACGCGACACAACGUGAAUGCCCCACAACAGGAGGUAACGCACUACACGAGUUGAGAACAACUCUAUCACCAAACGAUUCUAUCUUGUCUACAAACCACGUUUUUUCACGCAAAAUCACGCGAUAAAACGAAACGGAAAUGACGCGAAACAGCGCGGACGCCAGUAAACACACAGAAGAAGAACAACACAACACGCGAACCUUUGUUUGAAUAUGGACGCCAAACAGAAGUUAGUGCUGCAAACCGUUUGCGCGAUGAUUUGCUGUGAAAAAAAAACGCAAAAGAAAAAACAAAAGAGUAUGGGUGAAAGAGUGGAUCAGCAUACGCAGACAGCAGGGAUUGUCUGUGCUACAGAAAGAGUUGGAGAAUAAUGAUAGGACAGGAUUCAGGGAGUUGCUGCGAAUGACCGCAGAGGAGUUUGAUUUUUUGCUGGGUAGAGUCCAACAUCUAAUAACAAAGCAGGACACCAAGAUGAGACGGGCAAUACCACCUAGAGAGCGUUUGUCUUUGACCCUGCGGUUCUUGGCAACAGGUGAAACGUUCAAGUCCCUCAGGUUCCAGUACAGGAUGGGAACCAGCACCAUCUCACAAAUAGUCUUUGAAACCUGUUCUGCUCUGUACAAGGUUAUGAAGGACGAUUUCUUGAAGACACCAUCAACGGAGGCAGAGUGGCGUACAAUAGCCAUGGACUUUGAAAGGAAAUGGCAGUUUCCACAUUGCCUUGGGGCACUUGACGGAAAGCAUAUUUACAUACAGCCUCCAAGAAAAAGUGGGAGUUUUUACCACAAUUACAAGGGCAGGUUCUCUGUGCUUAUGAUGGCUGUAGUAGAUGCAAACUACAAGUUCAUCUAUGCAAGUGUGGGUACCCAAGGCCGGGUUUCAGAUGCCAGACUGUUUGCUCACUCUGACCUGCGGAAAGCAAUGGACGAGGGGAGACUAAACUUUCCCCAACCUGAGCCUUUGCCUAAUUCUGACACAAUGAUGCCCUACAUGUUUGUGGGAGAUGAUGCAUAUCCCUUAAGGCAUGACCUAAUGAAGCCAUAUCCUUUCAGGCAGAUGGACCACAGUCAGAGGGUUCUUAACUACCGUCUGUCUAGGGCACGACGGGUGGUAGAGAAUGCAUUUGGUAUUCUUGCCAACCGAUUGAGAGUUUUCAGGUCAACCAUAUGUUUGGAGCCAGACAAGGUGGUGAAGAUAACAAUGGCCUCCCUGUGCAUCCAUAACUUCCUAUGGAACAUUAUUAUGCUGAUUAUUGUGGAGCUCAACAACAACAACAAUGUUGAUGUCCACCAGCAACAGUAA